AUGACGGACGACCGCGAUGGAAUAUUUUCGGGGGAUUGUCCGGUUGGGAUUGUGCGUCGUUGGCUUGCGGAAGCAGUAGAAACGGAGCCCGAGGAAGCUAAUGCGAUAGCUCUAGCUACGGUCGACAGUACAGGCCUACCGAACGUGCGCAUGGUCCUGCUCAAAGAGAUAGAGGACAAUGCCUUUAUUUUUUACACCAACUACACCAGUAAGAAGGCCCAAGAAAUAGAUGAACCCUCAAGUGGAGACAGAGGCAUAUCACUAACCAUUGGUGAUAGUGUUAUUCCUAACAGUAGUUCAAGUGCGUGUAAAGCCGCCUUUGUGAUGCAUUGGAAAUCCUUGCAUCGUCAAGUUCGAGUGCGUGGCUUAGUGAGUAAAGUGGAGAGCGAGAAAUCUGAAGCAUAUUUUGCGUCACGGGCACGGGAUAGUCGCGUGGGUGCUUGGGCAUCAUACCAGUCACAGCCCUUAAGGUGCAGAGACGACAUAGAAGCUCGCAUUAAAGAAAUAUCGGAUACACACAAGGAGAUCAACCGACCAAACUUCUGGGGUGGGUAUAGGAUCAAGCCUUUGGAGAUCGAGUUGUGGGCGAAUGGGCCGAAUCGGGUACACGACCGCUUUCAAUGGCGGCGAGAUGACAUUGUGGAUCGACACUGGCGGGUGCAACGCCUGAAUCCUUGAAAAGAGGUGCCGGUUUAGAACAUUGACAAUACGAUGUAUCAUGCGUUAAUGUGGAGACAUAGCGCCGAGCUUGCAUAGACAAGUAUAGAGGGAAUCUAAUGCAGUGUAUUUACUCUAAACUGUAGAACAUCAGUCAUGAAUUGGAAAGUGCAAGAAGUACAACAAACUCAACGCUCCAAUCCUCAGGCGACGUGGGAUUCCGAGGGAUUCAAUUUGCAUUAACAGCUUGAGGUUUUUCGCAGCUCGAUUUCUAAGGAUUUUAAAAGAGACAAAUUCGAUGCAGAAAUGCAGUCCGAUAGUGGUGUAGACUAUAAGAUCAAUCUGGUGUUUACACGGCUAAGCCUGCCUUAUAUCCACUCCAACGUGGGGCGCAUAACGCAGAAUGGUAAUUGAGCAAAGUGCUGGAUUGGUCAAUGCAGCGUUAAGACGAAAGUUUUUGUGGAAAUACUCGAUGGCAGCUGAUACUAAAAGCAACAAGUCCUUGUAGAAGAUUGGGUGGUCAUUUGAAUACAAUGAAGGACAACAUAUGUGUCUCGUUGC
Sphaeroforma arctica JP610 is the source of this 1218-nucleotide messenger RNA. Its product is annotated as pyridoxine/pyridoxamine 5'-phosphate oxidase. The transcript is spliced from 2 exons. Gene Ontology annotation, biological process: pyridoxine biosynthetic process; pyridoxal 5'-phosphate biosynthetic process. Gene Ontology annotation, molecular function: FMN binding; pyridoxamine phosphate oxidase activity. The coding region runs from base 1 to 678 and encodes 225 amino acids. The record is from RefSeq and is a predicted model, not a curated record. NCBI's taxonomy places the organism in Eukaryota, Ichthyosporea, Ichthyophonida.